Vespula vulgaris is the source of this 5086-nucleotide messenger RNA. RefSeq lists its product as uncharacterized. Gene Ontology annotation, biological process: regulation of transcription by RNA polymerase II; developmental process. The record is from RefSeq and is a predicted model, not a curated record. Gene Ontology annotation, molecular function: DNA-binding transcription factor activity, RNA polymerase II-specific; protein dimerization activity; RNA polymerase II transcription regulatory region sequence-specific DNA binding. The coding region runs from base 1085 to 2140 and encodes 351 amino acids. The transcript has 3 exons. Lineage: Eukaryota; Metazoa; Arthropoda; Insecta; Hymenoptera; Vespidae.
CUUGCUCUCUUACUCUCUCUCUCUCUCUCUCUCUCUCUCUCUCUCUCACUCGACGGUGCGGCAAAAUGCUGAAACCUAACCCAUCUAUCGGAUGUCCGCGCUCAUUCUCAAUGCGGACGCCAUGCGAUGCGUAACGCUUACAUCAGAUCCGAAGCAAAGACGCGAGAGGUAGCGAACAUUACGGAUUAUCUCGUUAGUUUCGUCAGUAUCGUUCAUCCCUGUCUCUGAAUAUACCUCCAAAUUCGUGAGAUAGUUCGGUACAACCGGUUGGUGGUGCUUGUUCGAAAAACAACGAGAAAUUAAGUUCGGUGAAAGGUAGUGGUUAAAUUAUAAGAAAGAAAUUUCUUUUUUACAAGUUGGGAAAUACAUAGAUGUCAAAGAAAAAAGAUAACUUUAGAAGGGUGCUUUCUUGGAAAUGCUUUUCAUGAUGUCGACGACCGUCGUGGAGAAGAAUAGUCGGUGACCUCAUGCUUUACUUAAGUUGUGGCGACCGGCAGCGAGAUAAUUGGAUCUUGAAUCGGCCGGUCAACGUCACGUCUUGUUCGUAUCCUUCAUCUUCCUUAUUGAUGCCUCGGAAAUCCUAUUUGUGAGAUUAAGCAAGUAAAUUCGUGUUUUUCGUGUGAUAGUCCUGCGCCAACGAGUAGGAUAUCAAAAGAAGGAAUGUGAAAUAUCAAAUGGUUCGGUUGUUUCUUCAUUCAAUGUGACCCAAAUCCUCGAACAUCGAAUCGAAGCUUCGUCCGAUCGUCUGCCCUGACGAUCAUCGCCUUUGUUUCCGACGGGAGUGCGCGUUUUAUUUAUAAGUCCGUCAAUUAGCUCCGUCCUUGAGAGACAUUAGAGUCGAUGAGCGGCCGGACGACUCGGGCAACCACGCGAUACGACGACUUCACCCUCCGCAUGUCGCGCCGACAAACGUUCCUUCUACCUGAUCAAAAAGCUUUCCCACGAGGCGUCACGGCUCGUCGAUCGAAAGUAACGUUCGUCCCUGCGAGCUGACGACCAAAGAGAAAGAGGGAAGGUACGACGAACGAAACUGUAGAGUGAAGAUUAGAACUCGUUGAAAAGACGAAAAAAAAUUCACCUCGAAAUGACGACCAUGGGUGUAACGGUCUUCUGCAAUAGAGUUCAAAUAAAUGGAAAUGAUCAGGAACAGCUGAUGCUACUUCGAACCCUACAGGAUAACGAGAGCAAUAUACUCGGAAAUCAGCCUCAUUUAAUAGUUCCAAAGACUAACAACAAUAAUAACAGUGGUAGUGGUAUGGCCACGGUUAACGUUUUACCCCCUUACGAUCCAUCGAGGUUGAAAAAGCACGGAAAAAACGGUCAACCACCUCCAGUUGCCGUAGCUCGGAGAAAUGCCAGAGAAAGGAAUCGCGUGAAGCAAGUAAACAAUGGUUUCGCUACCCUGAGGCAACACAUACCGAAUCAUAUUGCGGCGGGAUACGGCGACAGGGGUAAGAAAUUGUCCAAGGUCGAAACUCUUCGAAUGGCUGUCGAGUACAUUCGAGGUCUUCAGAGAUUACUCGCAGAAGCUGAUGGUGUCGAGUACGAUUCAAAUUCUGCUUUGGGAUCUCAAUGUGUCCCCUCGCCUACGAGCAGCGUCGUCUCCUCAAGUCACAAUGGUUCUGGCGAGAAACUCACACUCGAGGACGACGUUCUUACGGUUGAAGACGGUGAAGAUUGUGAACAAUUGGACGAGGACGAGGAGAAUUGUAAAACUAAAAUGACACUUUCCAGACUAUCACCUAAUCGAACGGCCAUGCCGUCGCCUCAUGACUAUUAUGCGUCUUCCGUGGGCGACGAAGAGAACCUGGAACCUCGAGGUCUCUCGUCGAACGGUGCACAAAAUUACUCGCGACUUUCCCCUAAUUCCGUGGCCUCGCCACCCUCUGAGUAUUAUGGACAAAACGAGGAAAAUUUGGAACCUAGAAUUCUCUCCCCUUACAGCGGUGCCGGCGACAGCGAGGAAGGUGCUACGACCGUUUACGCGGCUAGCCCGGAAGCUUUCUCGGGGGCCCUUUAUUAUAAACAGGAGAUCGCUGAGCCUGGCGAAUUUAUGGACGUUGUCAGUUGGUGGGAACAGGAACAGGGUCGACUGGUGCAUCAUACUCAACAGCACGCUCAGAGGUUGGCACACGUGUAACUCGUAAGAUUACUUUAGUGACAAUUAGCAAGAAAAACACUGAGCGUACAGCAAUCUAAUGCGACUGAUCUCACGAAACCGAAGAAAGGAGAAAUCGCCGUGCGAUAAAAUCUCCAUCGGAAUAGUAUUAGUACUUAUCGCCAAAAGUACUUUCGCUCUCGACCACUGCCUAAACAGUCUUUCUUACUCGAUUUUUUUUAUUUUUUCAAAAAAGGAUUCUUGCAGAAAUUCAUUGCGAACAGAAUUGCAUCUUAAUUAACAGAGAAUAUCGUCAACAAAUUAAUUAUAAUUAUCGUUCAAAACGAUCAAAUUUUAACAAAAUUAUUCCUAAUAUAAUAUUGAGAGACAGACUUUUUCUUACACACUCAUACGUCUACAUACGUAAACGCUUGUUAUUGAAGAUAUUUUAUAAAAAUAUAAACUAUGUAAACACUUAAAUAUUUAUAACUAUGAUAAAGAGUGCCUUAAAAGCGUGAAUAACGUUCUGAAACGAUCAUAAUGAUCCAUGGACCAAUGAUAUUUAAAUAAUUAAAAUAUAUUAUCGAUUAAUUUCGAUUGUAUUGCCUAGUACUCAUUUCUAUUGGAGUCAUUAAAUAUUCAUCUUUUACUUUUUAACAAAUAUAUGUACAUUAAAUGUUUCUCGUUUGCCACAUAAGACUUUCAUAAAAUAGAUUUUGCUUUUAUUAAUCUAUUAUGCUGUUAAAUUGUGAGAAAGACGAUAUACAGGUUGUUUUGUUAAAGCUGGUAACACCGAGAAGAGGGUAAUUCUACAUAACAAAAUAAGUGGAAAAUGUAAAAUAAAAUCUUUUCAUAUGAUUGUUAUAUGAAUUAUUUAAAAUAUACAUUCUAUAGAACGCAUAUUUGUUCUGUUCUAAAUAACUUUCUGUGAAUGUUUCAUAGUAUUCUCGAUUUUUUCGGAAACAAAAAACAGUAUAAACAAAUUUUAUAUAUUUUUCAUUUAUUUUUAUUCCAGUAUAAUUACUCUCUACCCAGUUAACUGGAAUCAUAAAUUAACCUGUAUAUCUAAAAAUAUCGAUGACGAAAAAAUCAUUAAUGUGCGUUUUUUAAAAAAUGCGAUACACAAUCAAAAAAAUUUGUACAUAAAAGUGCCUUAAUUAAAUUGAGGAUUAGUCUUGUUAGUCUAUAAUACUAUUUUUUGUACUUGCUAUUUUAUAUGGAAUAUUUAAAACUGUGUCAUUCUAUUUAUAUAAAUAAUUAUAUUACGUUGUCCAUUGAUUAUAAUGUACAAUGUUUUAUAUAUAUAUAUAUAUAUAUAUAUAUAUAUAUAUAUAUAAGAUGAUAUAUAUUAUAUAUUUUACAACGUAUACGAAGGAAAAGUUUAACAGACAUUCUAAAAUACAAAGAACGAUAAAAUCAAAAGUUGUACAAAUUACAAUAAUCUUAUACGAGAAUUAUCAUUGACAUUAUUAUUCUCUUGACAUUAGAAAGUACCAGAUGAUAUGUAAAUACAAGUGCCUUAAUUAAGUUUUAAGAUAAGCUGUUUCAUAUACAUGUGAAAACAUUCUUUGUACUUGAUAACUUUUAUAAAAUAUUUAAAAUACAUCUUAAUAUUUAUACAAUAUUAAUUUAGGUGUCUCUUUAUAAUUCCUUGUAUAUGAAUAUAUCAAACACUAUUACGAGUAAUGUUACUCCUACGUUCUGCUCUACUUUAUUAUAUUUCAUACUUUUUUAUUUCUUUCUACGUCUUAUACUUUCUCAGUAAAAGUGCGCAAUUCUGUUAAAUCAAUGAACUAUCGAUAUUCCACAACUCUUCGAAUCAAAUAAUGUCGCCUUAACUUGACGUCUUAAUUUAUAGAUUUUGCCCUCGCUAUUUAGAAUAUGCUUUUUGUUAGUUUUUUUAGCUCUUGAAUUCUAAUCUCUGUUUAAUAUCGAUCCAAUAGAAUUCUUCGAACUGUUUAGAUGAUGACAGGAAGCACCGAUCAUUAUUAUAAGGAUCAUCAUUUUAAAUCAACAGCAAGCAAGAUCCCUUAACCUCAGGAAUUUCCACUUGCAAUGAUUUAAUUCUAUGACGCAACAUUCAUUAUUCCAAUCCAGUCAAUCAAAUAGUCAGCUCAAAAAUCUGUAAAGUCAAUAAAAUUUAAUAUUCUGUUCAUAAUCUGCGCUUGAUAUUAAAUUUUUGAUAUUUCUAAAGGUUAAUUGAUCAAGAAAAGAUCACUUUAAUUAUGCCACUAAACAUAACAAUAUCUCUUAUUUCGCUUCGCAAAAAAUUUUCUGUAUGAGACCUACAUCCAAGUUAAGUCCACGUAUAGAGAACAAAGACUCGAUACUAACCUACACGAUGAUUACCAAACGUUCCCCUAAAUUUUUACCUGUCUUUGAUGAAUAAUCAUGUUAAGCCGGAAACGUGUGUAGUACUAGCCACCGGCAGUAAUAAAGGGUGGCCAUCGAUAAUUCUGUAAUUUCGUGAAAUUGCUCUUGGUCGACCACGAAGGGAACGGUUUCUCUUCUCAUUUUCUCUCUUUCUAUCCUUCUCUCGUCUAUUGUAUCUUUCUUCUUCCCUUUCCCUCUUUGUUGUUUUUUCAUUGGCUUUCGAGGGUUAUUUUCUGAACACGUUCUAUGCAGGGGGUACUUUGCUACAUCAUUUCCGCGAGUAUUUUUCUAUGCUUCGAUGACCCAGAAAUAAAUUGUUAAUCGUUUUCUUACCCUUACGAAUAACAAAUGUUCUCUGUUUUAUAAAUUCAUGGUUAAUUCUAUUAUAGACCUAUGUCAGUAGCGACGUUCAUGAUUCUAUUUUUAUCAGUCACUUUUUUGCUUCAUUUACAUAACAUCAAUAAAAUUAUCGAAAAUUUUCCACAUUUUUUUUUCCACGUUAUCUUAAGCUAAUUAUGAAUUUUGAACACACAUUUUAUUUAUUUCCGAUUAUUCGGGAUUGUAAUGGUAAAUACAUACUUAUAGUACUAUCAUCAAAAACGUUCAUAGAAAGAG